Molecule: messenger RNA, 1734 nt
Organism: Melospiza melodia melodia
Lineage: Eukaryota; Metazoa; Chordata; Aves; Passeriformes; Passerellidae
Gene: P2RY4
Product: pyrimidinergic receptor P2Y4
Exons: 2
Coding region: 150-1274 (374 amino acids)
Biological process (GO): transepithelial chloride transport; G protein-coupled receptor signaling pathway
Cellular component (GO): plasma membrane
Molecular function (GO): G protein-coupled purinergic nucleotide receptor activity; G protein-coupled UTP receptor activity
Source: RefSeq, a predicted model, not a curated record
GAGAGGGCACACUCGGCACGGCACGGCACGGCACUGUCAGAGCCACCCACAGUCCCCGGCAUGGUCCCGUCCCGCGUGGGGAACAGGCUGUCCCCGUGGGGGCCCCACUCCUGAGAGCCGCCCAGGUCUGCAGGUCUGGCUGGCACACCAUGGCCACUCCGGUGAGGAUGUUCCCGGUUUCCCUGAGGACACCGACGCCGGCUCCCUGGCCAGGGGGGAACACCACAGCAGCACCCGAGGCUAAGUGUGUCUUCAACGAGGAGUUCAAGUUCAUCCUGCUGCCCGUCUCCUACAGCAUCGUCUUCGUGGUGGGGCUUCCCCUCAACUCCUGGGCCCUGUGGAUGUUCAUCUCCAGGAUGAGGCCCUGGAAUGCCACCACCACCUACAUGGUCAACCUGGCCCUCUCGGACACGCUCUACGUCCUGUCCCUGCCCACCCUGGUCUAUUAUUAUGCCGACCGCAACAAUUGGCCCUUCGGGACGGGGCUGUGCAAGAUCGUGCGCUUCCUCUUCUACGCCAACCUCUACAGCAGCAUCCUCUUCCUCACCUGCAUCAGCGUGCACCGCUACAUGGGCAUCUGCCACCCCAUCCGCUCCCUCAAGUGGGUGAAGACCAAGCACGCCCGCAUCAUCUGCGUGGCCGCCUGGCUCAUGGUCAUCAUCUGCCUCAUCCCCAACCUCAUCUUUGUCACCACCAGCUCCAAGGGCAACACCACCCUGUGCCACGACACCACCAAGCCCGAGGAGUUCGACCACUACGUGCACUACAGCUCCUCCAUCAUGGCCCUGCUCUUCGGGGUGCCCUUCCUGGUCAUCGUGCUGUGCUACUGCCUGAUGGCCAAGCGGCUCUGCAAGCCCAGCUUCUCCAGCCCCGGCCUCCGCAUGCCCUCCUACAAGAGGCGCUCCAUCAAGAUGAUCAUCGUGGUGCUGGCCGUCUUCGCCAUCUGCUUCGUGCCCUUCCACAUCACCCGCACCCUCUACUACACCUCCCGCUACUUCCAGGCUGACUGCAGGACCCUCAACAUCAUCAACUUCAGCUACAAGAUCACGCGGCCGCUGGCCAGCAUCAACAGCUGCCUGGACCCCAUCCUGUACUUCAUGGUCGGGGACAAGUACCGGGGCCGGCUGCGCCGCGGGGCUGCCCAGCGCCUCCGGCCCGUGCCCACGCUGGACCUGGCCCUGGUGUCACCCUUUGCAGACAGCCUCACGGACGACAGCCACGUGGCCGGUGUCACCCGAGGGACAGGGACAGCACGCAGUGGGGGCGGGUGCUGAGGGGGUUUGCAGCCUCAGCUCUGGGCUGCAGGAGCUGCAGCCCCUCAGGGCACUCACAAGUGCCCAGCUCUGAGCUGUCCCUGCCCAGUCUUGCCCUGUGGGAGGAGGGUGCUGGUGCUGGACAGGGCGGGAGAGCCGCCCAGCACUCAUGGGAAUGGGAAGGACACUGAGGAGGCUCUUUUGGGGCAGCAGGCUGAUGUUCCAUCCCUGAACUCCCGGGGACACAUGGGGCUGACAAAUCACUACAGAGAAUUGACACUGGUGCCUCCCUGGGCAGGCACAGCUCUUGCAGGUGACUCAGAGGUGACAUGCAGGGACCAGACUGAACCUGGGGACAGAGCCCAGGCUGGGCGGGUUCUCAGAGAUGUCCCUGUCACACUGCUGGCCGUGGCAGAAGGGAGGGACAUGGCCUGGGGCGUUUGCUGCCCAUGACCCCCAAUAAAACCCCUUCCCCUCUCUA